Molecule: messenger RNA, 7235 nt
Organism: Chrysoperla carnea
Lineage: Eukaryota; Metazoa; Arthropoda; Insecta; Neuroptera; Chrysopidae
Product: fatty acid synthase-like
Exons: 15
Coding region: 85-7119 (2344 amino acids)
Biological process (GO): fatty acid biosynthetic process
Molecular function (GO): oxidoreductase activity; fatty acid synthase activity
Source: RefSeq, a predicted model, not a curated record
AAUUUAUAUUGAAGAUUUAAGAAGUGAAUCUUUUUGAACGGAUAUUUUAUUUUGAAAUUUGUUCGUUCCUUGUACUUUAUAACAAUGACUGCUGCCCAAAACUGGUGUUCUUACCCGAAUCCAAAUCCAGGUGAAGAGGUAGUUAUUUGCGGUAUAUCUGGCUACCUUCCAAAAUCUGAAAAUAUAUAUGAAUUCAAGCAUAAUUUAUAUAAUGGAAUUGACAUGACAUCAGAAGAUCACUCGUCCUCACAUCCUGAAGUCCCGAAACGUUAUGGUCGAAUAAAACCUCAUUGUCUUAGCCAGUUUGAUUAUAAGUUUUUUAAUAUUCCCGAAGAACAGGUCUAUUCUAUGGAUCCAAUGGGUCGUAUGUUAUUAGAAAAAACAUACGAAGCUGUAAUUGACGCAGGAUUAAAUCCUGAAGAUUUACGAGGCACAAAAACUGGUGUCUAUACAGGAACGUCAUUUUGCGAAUCUGAUAAUAAUUGGUUUUAUUCAAUUGCAAAUAUCGAUGGUUUUGGUGUGAUUGGAAGUAGUAGAGCAAUGUUCGCUAAUCGAUUAAGUUGGUGGUUAGAUUUAAAAGGUCCGUCGUAUAAUGUAGAUACAGCUUGUUCAAGUUAUUUGUGUGCUAUUGAACAGGCGUAUAGAGACUUACGAGCCGGUAUUGUAGAUUGUGCUCUAGUUGCCACAGCAAAUUUAUGUUUAUCCGAAGUAACAACAUUACAAUUCUUACGUUUGGGUAUAUUAGCUAAAGACGGUGUAUGUCGUGCUUUUGAUGAGAAAGCAAAUGGCUAUGUAAGAUCGGAAACAGUGGGAUGUUUGGUGUUGAUGCGUUCUAAAGACGCUAAGCGAAUUUAUUCAUACAUUGUACAUUCAAAGAAUAAUUGUGAUGGAUAUAAGCCACAAGGUAUAACUUUUCCAUCUUCGAAAAGCCAAUCCAAAUUACUGAAUGAAUUUUAUCAGGAAAUUAAAAUAUUACCCAAAGAUAUUGCUUAUCUUGAAUGUCAUGGUACUGGAACAAGAGUUGGAGAUGUUGAAGAAUGUAUUUCAAUUGAAUCGGUCUUUUGUAAGGAUCGUAAAACACCAUUAAAAAUUGGUUCGGUUAAGACGAAUAUUGGACAUGCUGAACCGUCGUCUGGAUUCGGUUCAAUUGCAAAGUGUAUUUUAAUAAUGGAAAAUGGUUUAAUUCCACCUAAUUUAAAUUUUUGCACACCACGAAAAGAAAUUAAGGGUUUUGCUGAAAAUAAAUUCGAAGUUGUUGAUAAAGUUACAUCGUUUGAUGGUGAAUAUAUAGGUGUAAGUGGCUUUGGAUUUGGGGGUGCAAAUUCACACGUAUUAUUGAAACGUUUUAAUAAGAUGAAAAUAAAUAAUGGCUGUCCACAGGAUGAAUUACCACGACUUAUUUGUGUAUCUGGCAGGUCUCAAUAUGCAGUGAAUACAAUAUUAAAUGAUUUACAAAAACGGCCGUUAGAUGCAGAAUAUAUUGGUUUAUAUCAUAACAUUUAUCGUAAAAAUAUCAGACUUCAUGAAUAUCGUGGAUAUAUUCUGUUACAAAAAAAUGACCCACGCGAUAUUGGCCAUGCAAUAAAAUUUAUACAAAAUGAGGCACAACCUCCGCCAAUUUGCUAUGUAUUCAGUGGAAUUGGAUCGCAAUGGGCUGGUAUGGGUGUAACUUUAAUGAAAAUACCAGUAUUUGCAGCCAAAAUGCGCCAACUGCACAAAUAUCUAGAUGCAUUAUGUCGUUUAGAUAUCAUACAAAUUAUUACGGAUAUCAAUUCAAAAAUAUAUGAUAAUCCAUUAUAUGCUAUACUUGGAAUCACAGCAAUACAAAUUGGUUUGGUUGAUGUAUUAAGAGCAAUUGGUAUUGAAGCGGAUUAUAUGAUAGGUUAUUCUACUGGAGAAUUAGCAUGUGCAUAUGCUGAUAAUUGUUUAACGGCUGAACAAACAAUUUUAGUUGCAUAUUAUCGUGGUUUAGCAUUAUUUGACUCAAAAUUGAUCAAAGGAUCAAUGGCUGUAAGCGAACUUAAUUCAAAUGAGGUAAUGGGUUUUUGUCCUACAGAAAUUGAUUUUGUUGGGCAAAUAAAUAAGAAAAGCAGUAUUAUUUCAGGACCGAUUGACAUGUUAAAAAAAGUUACGGCUCAAAUGUCUAUGAAAGAGCCACGAUUAAGGAAAGAGCUUAAUAAAUUAAUUCCAAAUCCAAAGCCUAGAUCAAAAAAAUGGAUUUGUAACAAUCACAACACGAACAAUAAUAAUUAUGAUGAAAAAUGUACGGCAGAUUAUCUAACAACUAUUUUACAAACGCCAAUUCAGUUAAAAGAAUCUUUAAAAAAUAUUGAAUCAAAUUCAAUUAUUCUUGAAAUAUCCCCAGAUAAUAUAUUAGCUUCUACAUUCAGCGAUGAUGCUAUUUGUAGCGAAAAUAUAAAUAUCGAAUCAAUAAUGCAGAAAAAUGAUUACAAUUUAUCAAAACUUUUCACCACCAUUGGAAACUUAUACACAAAAGGAUUCAAUCCUCAAUUGGCAAAAUUAUAUCCCGAUGUACUGUUUCCUGUAAGUAGUGGUACACCAAUGAUUGCUCCUACUGUUAGAUGGGAUCAUACAAGAGAAUGGCCAGUACCGAAAGAAGGUUAUAAUUAUCAGAAAAAAUCGUUUGAACAAUCUAUAAUUAUCGACGUAAAUAAUCCAGAAUACCAAAAUCUUACGGGGCAUAUAAUUGAUGGUCGUAAUCUAUAUCCAGCGACUGGUUACUUAGUCCUAGUAUGGAAUGUUUUAACAGAAACAGAAGGUGAAAUAAUAGAAAAUGUUGCAGUGGAAUUUGAAGAUGUACAAUUUUUACGGGCUACAAACAUUUCUAAAAACAAUACAAUAACAUUUACAGUAAUGAUACAAAAGGGUACUGGAAAUUUUGAAAUUUUAGAAAGUGGUUCAGUUGUAGUCACAGGUCGAAUUAAACGUAUACCUCACAAGCCCAACAAAUUAUUACAACUACCCGAAGUGAAGCCAGUUAUUAACGAUGAUGAUAAGUUACCAUUAAACUCACGUGAUGUUUACAAAGAAUUACGUUUACGAGGUUACAAUUAUCAGGAUGAUUUUAAGGGCAUUAUAUCUACGGAUAACAGUUGUUGUGUUGGACAAAUUGAAUGGAAACCAGGAAAUUGGAUUCCGUUCAUGGAUAAUAUGCUACAAAUACAAAUAUUACAAGAGGAUGCAAGAUUUUUGUAUGUUCCAACCAGUAUACAGAAAUUAACAAUAUAUCCACAAGAUCAUUUCCUAUAUAUCCAAGAACAUGAAGAUGGUAAAAGCUCAAUAACCGUUACACAUCACAAAGAAUUUCAAGUGCUACAAGGAGGAGGCAUACAAAUUCAGAGUUUAAUGGCGACAUCAAUUAAUCGACGCAAACCCUUUGGCGAAGCUGUUUUGGAAAAACAACAAUUUGUUCCAUAUAAGAGUUCCACUUCAGAAGAAUACAGUGUUGUUGAUGCUAUGCGAAUAUUUUUCCAAUUGGGGUUAGAAAAUCAACCGAAUGUUAAAGUAAAAGUUGUUGAGGUCGAUAAUCAAAUCAAAGAUAUAUUAACACCUGUAAUUUUUGAAGUUCUCAGUGACUUACCUUUAAUUCAACCUGAUAUAACUGUUCUUUCUAAUCGGACGUUUCAAUUACCCAACAAUUGUCGCGUUUCUGAUAAACCAUUAGAAUCGGAAUCCAAAGCUGAUUACGUUGUCACUUAUGAUUUAGUAAACAAAUCAGAUAAAUUGCAAGUUAUCGGUAAAGUUUUAAAGGAUAUCAAUAGUUUUGUAAUAUCACGGGAAAACCCUAAAAUGAAACCAAAUUGUAUAUCGGGUUACGAUAUAUUGUGUGAACUGUUUAUUGAAAAUGAAAAAUUAUUAAUGUUACGUAAACAAAAAUUAAAUAUUAUCAAACCGGUAAUAAUAAAAAUUACAAAUAAUAUUGAAUUCUCAUGGAUAGAAAAAUUACAAGAAACAAUUAAAUCUAAAUUACCCACAAUUUUGUAUUCACAAAAUGAACCAAUUAGUGGCUUAAUUGGCUUAAUAAACUGCUUACGAAAAGAGUAUUUAAAUAAUUCAAUUCAAGCUGUAUUCAUAAAUGAUACGGAUGCGCCGGACUUCGAUAUUAAUAAUCAAUUCUAUAAAACACAAUUGGAUCUCGGUUUAGCUGUAAAUGUGUACAAGAAUGAUGUUUGGGGUGGUUAUCGUCAUUUAAAACUGGUCGAAACAAAAAUAAUGACUGACACAGCUUAUAUUAAUUGUACAGUUCGAGGAGAUCUAUCUAGUAUGAGCUGGAUAGAAUUACCAUUAUCUGCUAAACCAAAACGAAUAAUUGAAAUAUGUUAUUCGGCAAUGAAUUUUCGUGACAUUAUGAUAGCUACUGGGAAACUGGGUAUUGAAUUUUUAGCUAAAUCUAAAAAUGAUCCAGAUUGUGUCUUACCAUUAGGCUGCGCUCAAGGCUUAGAAUUUUCUGGAGUUGGCCCGGAUGGUAAACGGUGCAUGGGUUUAAUAUCCCGCGCGGGACAAGCAACACGUGUUGAAUGUGACGAAGAUUUUACAUGGCCAGUACCAGAUAGUUGGUCAUUAGAAGAAGCCGCUACAGUUCCUGUUGUAUACUCGACAGUGUAUGCCUCUUUAAUUAAAUACGGCAUGUCUAAAGGUCAAUCUGUGCUAAUUCAUUCUGGAACCGGAGGUGUUGGGCUAGCAGCAAUACAUGUUGCGUUACAUUACGGUUGUGAGGUAUUUACAACAGUUGGAACGCAAGAAAAAAGGGACUAUAUUAAAAAACUAUUUCCACAAAUUAAGGAUAGUCAUAUUGGCAAUUCACGAGAUACUUCUUUUGAACAAAUGAUUAUGUUUGAAACAAAUGGCCGUGGUGUCGAUUUUGUAUUGAAUUCAUUGGCUGAAGAAAAGUUAUUAGCUUCGGUGCGAUGUCUUGCUGAGUAUGGAAAAUUUAUGGAAAUUGGUAAAUUUGAUUUGUCCAAGAAUAAUAAACUUGGAAUGGAAGUAUUUAUGCGAGGGGCGUCAUUUCAUGGUAUCAUGUUGGAUAAUACAAUGCAUGCAGCCGCAAGUCAAAAGCAAGAACUUCAAUCAAUGGUAUGGAAAGGAAUUCAAGACGGUGCCGUUAAACCGUUGCCAAGAACUGUAUUUGGAAUAGACAAUUUAGAAGCACCAUUUAGAUAUAUGAGUGCUGGUAAACAUAUUGGUAAAGUAUUGAUCAAAAUUCGGGAAGGUGAGACUCAAAAAACUGCUGUGGUACCUGCAAUUCCCAAGUUGUAUGUAAAACGAAAUAAAACUAUCGUGAUUAUUGGGGGCCUUGGUGGAUUUGGAUUGGAGUUAGCAAAUUGGUUGAUCCAGAGAGGUUGUAAAAAUUUAAUACUUUCAUCAAGACAGGGUUUAAAAAAAGGAUACCAAUCUAUUCGAGUUCAAAAAUGGCUGUCAGCUGGGAUUAACGUGCAAAUUUCUACCGCAGACAUAUCUACAAAACAAGGAUGCAUAGAAAUAUUAAAAUUUGCCAUGCAAUUUGGUCCAGUUGAUGGUAUUUAUAACUUGGCCGUAUUAUUACGUGAUGCCCUCUUCGAAAAUCAAACCAUUGAAAAUUUCCAAACGUCAUUUAAGGGCAAAGUAUUGGGUACGCAAUAUUUGGAUGAAGUAAGCCGUACACUUUGUCCAGAAUUACGACAUUUUGUUGUAUUCUCAAGUGUAUCUUGUGGACGUGGUAAUGCAGGUCAAACUAAUUAUGGUAUGGCCAAUUCAGUGAUGGAACGUAUUUGUGAAGAACGAUGCGCGAAUGGAUAUCCAGCACUUGCGAUACAAUGGGGUGCUAUUGGAGAAGUAGGUCUUGUUGCCGAUAUGCAAGACAAUGAUACUUUAUUAGAAAUUGGCGGAACACUACAACAAAAAUUAAAUAGUUGUUUUGAUGCUUUGGACACUUUUUUGAAACAAAAAGCUCCAGUUGUUGCUAGUAUGGUGGUUGCUGAGAAAAAGUAUGGAGCUGGUGCAGGUGGUAAUAUUCUGGAAUCUGUUAUAAGUAUUAUGGGUAUACGAGAUUAUAAGACAAUUAGUAAACAUGCAAAUUUAGCGGAGAUUGGUAUGGAUUCAAUGAUGGCAGUCGAAAUCAAACAAACAUUAGAAAGAGAGUUUGAACUUUUCUUGACACCACAAGAUAUACGAAAUUUAACAUUCUCGAAAUUAACGGAAAUACAAACACAACUAAAUGAGAGCUCAGAAUUAGAUACCUCAACAGUAGCAAACUCGAAUUCUCAGAAAAAUAUAUUUAAAAUGUUUAUUCGUACAUUAGGCGAUGAAAAUCAACGUACCGAACCAAUAGUCAAUUUAUCAUCUACAGAAAAUAAUACAGAGUCACUACCUUUAUUCUUCAUUCCUGGUAUUGAAGGGCAUUGUCCAAUAUUUGAACCACUGUGUUCGAAAUUAAAUCAUCAUUGUUAUGGUUUACAAAUUUCAUUUGAGGAUACCACUAAUAGUAUUUCUAAAAUAGCACAAAAUAUGGUUUCGCAUAUUAAAUCAAAGUUAGCUAAACAUUCAGAAUAUGGUAUUGUUGGCUAUUCAUACGGCUGCAUAUUAACAAUAGAUAUUUUUAGACAAUUAGAAAAAUUAGGAUAUAAAGGACGUUGUUUAUUUAUUGAUGGAUCUCCAACAUUUGUGAAAACAGUGGUAUGUAAACAGUUUACAAUGAAUAAUGAUUUGUCAGCGAAUGUUAUCGAAUCAAGAUUAUUAGUAAUGAUAUUAUCACUGUUUUCUACUGAAAAUGUUACAAGUAUAUUGAAUGAGCUCGAAACAUUAUCUGAUUGGAAAUCGCGAGUGGAUCUUUUAAUAUCAAAAGUACCAAAAGAUGUUUCACCCUAUUCUGAGAAAUACAUUCGUACAAUAUGUAAUGGUUUGUUAGCUCGAUUUCAAUCAGUUAUCAAUUAUAAUAUUUCCGAUGAAAAUAAAUUAAACGUUCCAAUUGCACUAGUACGACCCACCACGCAAGUGCUAAGUGAUAUUUCUGAAGAUUAUGAUUUGUCAGCUUUAAUAGAUCAAGAGUCAUUGAAAAUCCCUGUAACAGUAUUGGACGGUGAUCAUUUCUCUGUUUUAGAAAAUGCGGUCUCUCCAAACUGAAUCGACUUUCUUGAAACAUGGAUAAGAACAGUCUGAAUUAAAUUACCCUUAAAAAAAUCAAAAUCGUUUAAUCUGUUUAGCAGCUACGAUGCCACAAACAGACAGACAGACACACG